Molecule: messenger RNA, 1068 nt
Organism: Quercus robur (English oak)
Lineage: Eukaryota; Viridiplantae; Streptophyta; Magnoliopsida; Fagales; Fagaceae
Product: flavonol sulfotransferase-like
Exons: 1
Coding region: 1-1068 (355 amino acids)
Biological process (GO): sulfation
Cellular component (GO): cytoplasm
Molecular function (GO): sulfotransferase activity
Source: RefSeq, a predicted model, not a curated record
AUGGAAUCCUCUUCCUCCAAAAUGAACUCUGCUCCAAAAAGUAUUGAGAAAGAAGAGAAUAUGUUUGAUCUAGAACCUGACAAUAAAUUCAAACAGAUCUUGCCAACCAUCCCAAUAAAAAAGGGUUCUUGGUCGAUGGAUUUCUACCAGUAUGAAGGUUUUUGGUACCCUUUAUUCCAUCUACCAGGAAUGUUGUUUGCUCAAGAACAUUUCAAGCCUCAACCCAACCAGGUGAUUUUGAGUAGUUUUCCAAAAUGUGGCACAACUUGGCUUAAGGCAUUGGCUUUUGCCGUAAUGACACGAUCCUAUGAAAGCGAGCCUACAAAUCCUUUACUCUCAAGAUUGUCGCAUGAUUGUGUACCCUUUAUUGAGUUUAAUAUUCGCUCAAGCCAACAAAGAUUGAGUCUAGAUGUUCCACUUGUGUCUACACACAUUCCCUACACUUCCCUACCAAAAUCCAUUAUAAAUUCUAGUUGUAAAAUUGUUUAUUUAUGCAGGGAUCCAAAGGAUGUAUUUGUGUCUAUAUGGCACUUUUACAACAGGAAUGUUUCUAGGGUAUUUGAGAGCGAGCUUGGAAUCACCAGAGAGAAGGAUGUACUUGAGGAGGAUGUACUUGAGUCAUUUUGUCAAGGAUUACUUUCUUGUGGACCAUUUUGGGAUCAUAUAUUAGGGUAUUGGAGAGCAAGUUUGGAAUCACCAGAGAGGAUAUUGUUUAUUAAGUAUGAAGAUUUGACUAAUGAAACUGUAUAUUGGGUAAAGAAAUUAGCUCAAUUUAUUGGUUAUCCUUUCUCUUUGGAGGAAGAAGAUCAAGGUAUGGUGCAAAAGAUUAUAGAUUUAUGCAGUUUUGAAAAUAUGUCCAAUUUAGAGGUAAAUAAAAAUGGAGUGAUGACAUUGGAGAUUGGAAUCAAGAAAGAUGAAGUCAACACAUACGAGUUCAAAAACAAUAUGUAUUUUAGGAAAGGUAAGGUUGGAGACUGGAAAAAUCAUCUUACACCUGCGAUGGCAAAACGAAUUGAUCAGAUAACUGAGAAAAAGCUAAGUAGUUAUGGCUUGACAUGGAAUGUCUGA